AUGAGCUACCCUACCGCACACACUACCCAGAUUCAGAACUCUCGUCUGAGGGUUCUGAACAAGCUCAAGUCGGGCGAGUUCCCCUUGAUGACCUUCAUGGCCCUCCCCUCUGUUCGCGCGGCCCAGAUCGUGUCAUUGACCGGUGUUGACGGUAUCAUCAUCGACUGCGAGCACGGCCACAUCGGAGACGAAGCGAUGCACAACUCUGUCGCAGCUAUUUCAGCCCUCGGCGUCUCCCCCGUCAUCCGAAUCCGCGGUCCCGCCCACGACAUUCUCAAGCGUGCGCUCGACACUGGCGCCCACGGCAUUAUGGUCCCACAAAUCAACAACGCAGACGAGGCACGACAGGUGGUCGCCUCAUCUAAAUUUCCCCCUCAGGGAGUUCGCGGUCAAGGAUCCGCUUUCCCAGCCAUUGGACACGGCCUCACCACCCCCGAGUACAUGAAGUCCGCCAACGAGACAAUCGUGACCAUGAUCCAAAUAGAGACGCGCGCUGGAGUUGAGAAUGUUGAGGAGAUUGCUGCUGUGGAUGGUGUUGAUAUGAUCUUCAUCGGUCCUAACGACCUUGCCCAGUCGCUUCUCGGAUACACCCCCGCCCGUGGCGAUGAGCCUGAGUUCGUUGCUGCCGUUGACAAGAUCAUCAACGCCGCCCGCAAGCAGGGCAAGUGGGCCGCUCGCAUGGUGAACAAUGGCACUACUGCGAAGGAGGCGCGGGAACGCUACGACACAGUCGCUAUUACUGGUGACACCAAGGCCAUUCAAAACUGGUAUAUGGCUGAGUUCGAAAUUGCUCGGUCAUAA
Messenger RNA from Penicillium waksmanii, 801 nucleotides. RefSeq names its product HpcH/HpaI aldolase family protein. Gene Ontology annotation, cellular component: cytoplasm. The coding region runs from base 1 to 801 and encodes 266 amino acids. The record is from RefSeq and is a predicted model, not a curated record. The transcript has a single exon. Gene Ontology annotation, molecular function: aldehyde-lyase activity. NCBI's taxonomy places the organism in Eukaryota, Fungi, Ascomycota, Eurotiomycetes, Eurotiales, Aspergillaceae.